UGGAACUUUGAAAGUUCAUAUGAGGACACAUACGAAAGAAAAACCAUAUUCUUGUGAAAUUUGUAAAAAGUCUUUUUCUGAGAGUGGACAUUUCAAAAUCCAUUUGAGGACACAUACAAAAGAAAGACCAUAUUCUUGUGAAAUUUGUAAAAAAUCUUUUUCUUCUUUUUCUGUUAGUGGAAGUUUGAAAGUUCAUUUGAGGACACAUACAAAAGAAAAACCAUAUUCUUGUGAAAUUUGUAAAAAGGCUUUUUCUGAUAGUGGAAAUUUAAAAGUUCAUUUGAGGACACAUACAAAAGAAAAACCAUAUUCUUGUGAAAUUUGUAAAAAGGCAUUUUCUCAGCGUGGACAUUUCAAAAUCCAUUUGAGAACACAUACAAAAGAAAAACCAUAUUCUUGUGAAAUUUGUAAAAAAUCUUUUUCUGUGAGUAGAACUUUGAAAGUUCAUAUGAGGAAACAUACCAAAGAAAAACCAUAUUCUUGUGAAAUUUGUAAAAAGCCAUUUUCUGAGAGUGGGAGUUUGAAAAUUCAUAUGAGGACACAUACAAAAGAAAAACCAUAUUCUUGUGAA
Messenger RNA from Uloborus diversus, 571 nucleotides. RefSeq names its product zinc finger protein 239-like. The record is from RefSeq and is a predicted model, not a curated record. The annotation marks the transcript as partial. NCBI's taxonomy places the organism in Eukaryota, Metazoa, Arthropoda, Arachnida, Araneae, Uloboridae. Gene Ontology annotation, biological process: regulation of immune system process; negative regulation of transcription by RNA polymerase II; regulation of cytokine production. The transcript has 2 exons.